Danaus chrysippus (African queen) is the source of this 921-nucleotide messenger RNA. NCBI's taxonomy places the organism in Eukaryota, Metazoa, Arthropoda, Insecta, Lepidoptera, Nymphalidae. The record is from the annotation of a GenBank genome assembly.
AUGAUGGGCGAGGAUCCAGAAACAUUCACUCAGAAAGAUGUGGAUCGCGCCAUUGAAUAUUUAUUUCCUAGUGGUAUUUACGAUCCAGCUGCGAGACCAUUAAUGAAGCCACCAGAAGAAGUAUUCCCGAAUCGUAAGGCCGCAGAGUUCGAUGAAGCCGGACGUCCGCAUCAUUUUCUAUUUUACACAGGGAAACCAAAUUUUUUCAAAUUAUUACAUGAUGCAGCUGAAACCAUACAGACUCUGUAUAAGUUCGAAGACAAGGUGAUAAGAAAGAAAGAAAUCCCUGAUCCAAAUGCUGAACUCGAAUUAUUAGCAAGUGUUUGGAUUACAAGAGAAGAAUUGGAACAGUCUUUGGUAGAGAAAAUAACCGACUUAGAAUAUGAUAACUUUAAAUUAGUUAUGGAAAGAAUAGUUUCAUUACCAUACUCUUAUAGAUGCAAAGAGUUCAUUGAAAAGUACAGAAAACCACUUGCUUCUCAAAGGUUUGCAUUAGAGAUUCCAAAACCGAGUUAUGAUCAAGAUGGACGCGCUUUUAUAACAACAUAUGAAUGUUUACGUAAAAAAGCCAGAGGCGAUGUAACAAUUAGAUCACCUGGUACAGGCAAGAUAACAAUAAAUGGUAAAGAUUUGACCUACUUCCAAGAUGUACAGUCAAGAGAACAAGUCCUUUUUCCCUUGAUAUUUAGUGAGAUGUUAGGAAAGGUUGAUGUUGAAUGUAAUAUUGAAGGAGGCGGACCUUCAGGACAGUCGGGAGCUAUAAGAUGGGGUAUAGCUUGGGGAUUACGUAGCUUUGUUGAUAAGAAUAUGCUUGAAGCUAUGCAAGUAGCCGGUCUACUAACAAGAGACCAUAGACGUCGUGAACGUAAGAAGCCAGGACAGCCGGGAGCAAGGAAGAAGCCCACUUGGAAAAAGAGAUAG